AUGUACAAAGUUGACUUGGCUAGAACUGGAAUACUGUUACUUACAAUAUAUUCCAGAGGAAUUAGAAAAGUCAAAGUAAUGGAUAACAAAAAAGAACCUCCAUUCUUCAAUGAAGAUAAUGUGGGACCACUUUACUACAAACUUUCUUUCUAUGAUACCAUGGAGCUCUUCAUUGAAACAUUGACGGGAACAUGUUUUGAGUUGAGAGUUUCACCUUUUGAAGCUGUCAUUUCUGUGAAAGCGAAAAUUCAAAGACUGGAAGGUAUUCCCAUCUGUCAGCAGCACUUAAUUUGGAAUAACAUGGAACUUGAAGAUGAUUAUUGCUUGAAUGAUUACAACAUUUCAGAAGGUUGUACCUUGAAGUUGGUAUUGGCUAUGCGUGGUGGACCUAUAAACACUAGAAGAGUUCCUAUGGAAGAUCCACUUAGGGAGAUGGCUGAGUAUAUGGAUUCCAGUCGAGAUGAGGUCUGGGAGAAGGCCUCUUGCAACAAACAAGUCACAUUUUUGGUAUACCGAGAAGGAGACCAGUUGAAUUUCUUUCGAGUCGUAGAUAGGGGAGAUGGCACUUUAACACCAUUAUCUGAAUCUUUAAGGUAAAUAUAUCACUUAAAUUUACUACGCAGGAGGGGAAGGCCCUCUGUGAGUGGUGGUUCUGUGUAUAAUUUGUAUAUGGAUGAGGAUGAAGAAAUUGAGCCUUCUCCUUCUGGACAACAGAUAAUCGAAAAUUCAGUAACUAUGAAUAAGAUGAAGCUCCUGAAGGCUAAGAUGGAGAACAUGAAUCUCAGCAAAAAGCCUAAGAAAACUGUCAAGGUAAAACCUCAUCCACCUAUGGGUCCUCGACCUUCUGGUGGUUCCACUGCAGCAGCUCACCACAGAUUGCUGAAGGUUCUCCCCCACAUUGGGCAGUCUUGCUUAUCUUCUUCUGGAAAUGCACAUGUACCUGCAACUCCCAAGAAUGCACCUUCAAAUUUGGCAGCUCUGCUCCCUGCUGAUAGAUCCUUACCAUCUAUCACUAGUGUUAUUCUCAAGGAGGAUAAUAACUGGGAGAGUAACAGAGUGUCUCAUUACAAUAAUAACAUCAAACUACCAUCUCAGAUAUCUCACGUGAAGGUAAAAAAUGACGAAGAGCUUACUGAGUCUGCCAUCCAUAGUGGAUCGUCCAUGCCGAGGCGGACAGAAAACUUUUCAGGAAGAUUGACAUCUAACCAUGAAGACAAUACUGUCUUAUUUCCAGAGCAGUGUGUUCCUGAAGAAUCCCCUCGACCUAAAGUGGGUUCAGUUGCUUCGUUAUCAGAAGGGAAUUCUGAUGAACGGAGAAGUGGCUUAGAAGGUCUACAGAAGGUAAAUCCAGACUUCUUACUCACAAAUGGAGAAAAAGGGCUGAAAACUACAGAACAGUGCCUUAAACAGGUUACAAAACCGCUGAGUGGGGAGGCUGUAGAAACUACACCUCUUAACCAUCGUGAAUUAAAUCCUUACAAAAAAAGACUCUUGUCUCCCCUUCCCUGUUCUGUGCCAAUGUCACUAACAAAUUCUCUGGUGAAACCACAGAGACAGUCCAAACAUUUUGAGUCUGAGCGUCUCCAAUCUUCUCCACAAAAUAUGCCCCAAUCAUUGGCCAUUCAUAAUAUAAAUGACUCGCCUUUCUCUAGGACUACUUGCUUUCGAGGUGUUAAAGUUGAUUCACCUGGAAAAAGAUCUGAUAUUAUUUCUAAAGUUGAGGUGCAAGAUACCACAGAAAUGGCUAACAAAGCUUCGAAAGAGCCUGUUGGUUGUGUAAAUAAUACAGGUUUUCUAACUUCACUGGCCCGGAGCUCAAGCGGAGACAGUUUACAGAACACAUACGGAACAGGCAAACCUCGGGCUUCUGGAAUUGGGUUCUCUACAAACCUCCAGCAUUUUCAGGAAGAAAGACAUAGAAAAAGCUCUCCCCAGUUAGAGUCUACAGAUUUUUUCCUAUCAGCCCGUGGUAUUGGAAUAAGUGGAAAUAAUGCAACAGCAGGAAAAAGAAUAGGGGAAUGUGCUCAUCACCUCCCACCUGUGAAAACCUCUAUUCAAACAAAGAAGAAAACAGCAAAGCGUUGUUUUAUUUGUGGAAAGAAAACAGGACUCGCUACUAGCUACAAAUGCAGAUGUGGAAACAACUUCUGUGCAUCUCAUCGCUAUGCAGAGACCCACAACUGCACCUAUGAUUACAAGAGUUCAGGAAGGAGAUACUUGCAGGAAGCAAAUCCUGUUGUUAAUGCACCAAAACUUCCAAAAAUCUAA
Messenger RNA from Elephantulus edwardii (Cape elephant shrew), 2268 nucleotides. RefSeq names its product zinc finger, AN1-type domain 4 (gene ZFAND4). The transcript is spliced from 11 exons. Gene Ontology annotation, molecular function: protein binding; zinc ion binding. NCBI's taxonomy places the organism in Eukaryota, Metazoa, Chordata, Mammalia, Macroscelidea, Macroscelididae. The record is from RefSeq and is a predicted model, not a curated record.